AGUAAACAAGGCUAUCAAAGGCCAAUGCUCUUUGUUAAAGGGCCUUUAGGAAAGGGACUUGUCUAGUUGUUUUUUUUUUUCACUAUUACAACCUCUCUCUCUCUCUAUAUUAGUACUCUCAAAAUUUAAAGCACUCUCUCACAUUUGAGAAGGAAGAUGUUGAAGUUGAGAUCAAAGAGGCUCUUCAAGAGUAGCUCUAAGCGCAAUGGAGGGAAAGUCAAUGCGGCCCAUAGCGAGGAAGGGGCUAAUGGUGACAUUGAAUGGGAGAUGAGGCCCGGAGGGAUGCUAGUUCAGAAGAGAGAGGGUGGGAGAGGUGAGAGUAAAGGGUUGAUCAUAGUUAGGGUUUCAACUGGCUCAUGUUGGCAUGAUAUCUCCAUUGCACCCACUUCAACCUUUGGGGAUCUGAAGAUUGUAGUGUCCAUGGCCACAGGGCUUGAGCCAAGAGAGCAGAGGCUUCUGUUCAAAGGGAAGGAGAGAGAAGAUGGUGAUCACCUUCACAUGGUAGGAGUGAGAGAGGGAGACAAAGUGGUACUAUUAGAGGACCCUGCUAUCAAAGAGAGGAAAUUGCUUGCCAUGAUAGCAAACCAAGCUAUUAUUGAAGUUUAAGGGCUGUGUACUUCUGCUUUCUGCAGUAUUAAUUAUGCUAACUAGGAGUGAGAUAUUAGUCUUUUAUUUCGAUGUCCCUCAAAGAAAAGAGAAGCUCCUGUAGUAAGUUUGUUUUUAUGGUAGGUAUAUAUAUAUAUAUGCUGAUUUGAAGUAGAAGAUUUCUCCUGAUCAUGUAUCUCCUUUAUGUUAAAAUUAAGCUCAAGGGGGAUUUGAUGGAAUUUGAAA
Asparagus officinalis (garden asparagus) is the source of this 831-nucleotide messenger RNA. Its product is annotated as BAG family molecular chaperone regulator 2-like. Lineage: Eukaryota; Viridiplantae; Streptophyta; Magnoliopsida; Asparagales; Asparagaceae. The transcript has 2 exons. Gene Ontology annotation, molecular function: protein binding. Bases 157 to 606 code for a protein of 149 amino acids. The record is from RefSeq and is a predicted model, not a curated record.